Molecule: messenger RNA, 203 nt
Organism: Geodia barretti
Lineage: Eukaryota; Metazoa; Porifera; Demospongiae; Tetractinellida; Geodiidae
Source: the annotation of a GenBank genome assembly
UACAUACUCGUAUAGUUAUACCAGAGCCAGUCAUGGAGAUGGUGAAAGAUCCGAAGUGGGUCUCUCCAUUCUCGUCUGAGAAGAUUCUAGCGACACUCAGCUGUCGUCUGGAGCCGUCGUCUCCACUAGCGGUUGACGAGGAGGACAUGGAGACGAGGCCAGAGGAGAGAGAUAACUUUCUAUCACUGCUGGACCGACGAUGA